UAAAGAGCGGGUGGGGAAGCAUAGAGAGGGAUGCAUAAAAGCAGACAGGGAGGUAGAGGGGCAGCCUGAGAGACAGCCUGCUUUGGAAAGUAACACAGGGAAAGAGACUGACCAUGGGGUCGAGAUAGAAUUAGAAUAUAGUAACAAGGGGACAGAGGAACUAACAAAGAAUAUUUAUGGGGAGGCAGGGUUUACAAUGGCCUCAGUUAAAAACACAGAGGCCUCAUUUGCGCGAAGAGUGCCCAUCAAACAUGAUGGGCGAGAGAGAGCAGUGGAAAGAGAGGUAAAGCGAAUGAGAGAAGAAAGCGAGAGAGGGAUGGAGAGGGCGAGGAGCACAGAGAGAGAGGUGGUGGGUGGAAGACAGGCAAAACCUCAAGUGAGGGAGAGAUGGGGGUCAGACUUUAGAAGAGGAUCAGACGCAAGGGACGUAAAGAGGAUGUCAGAAGUAAGGGACUGCACAAUUUCAGUUGAAACAACUCAACAAAACUGUGUGAUCACCCUCUCUGUAGACAGAGCCAGUCCUCCUCAGCCAGUCCUCCAUCACAGACAUGUGUCAGCAUUUACAGAGUGCUCAACCACCUUGCUCAACACUGUGGGGCAUAGAGGAACAGAUUGGCAUGGUGGUCAAGGAGCGCCGGGGCCCCAUUCAACCCAGUCAGCACUGUCACAGCACACAGGGGACCUUAUCAAUAAGAUAGGGAGAGUCGGAGAGACAGCAAAUGAACUUGACAAUCACAAAGGGACCCAAACAUUGACUCAGGAUAGCAAAGGCGUGAUGAGGGAGGACAGAGAGACUGUGAGAGGGAGCAAAGCUUAUAGGGUGCCAGGUGAGGUAAGCAAGGAGAGCACACACCCACCUGGCGCACACGUGCACGGUCAUGUUUACCCCGGAAAGUCAGUUCAAGAAGUAACCCCUAAGUCUCCUAAGUCUCCAAAGCACGUUGCCUCAGUUGAAAUCCCUCCAACACCACUUGAGAUACACAUACCCAGGACAGUGUUCUACGGUGUGGGGGUGGCAUUAGAGAAGAAAAGGCCAAGCCUCCAAAGCGAAGACAACCAGAGCUGCGAAGGAGAGGGAGGGAAAGGUGUUGAGAGGAGGGAUAGUUGGAGGAUCGGCAAGCCUUUGUCUCGCAUCGAAUCCCUGCGAGAGAAAAUCCGCCAGAGAGAGAAGGAGAGGCUGAGGAACAUGGAGGGAGCGGCAGCAACGGGGGAUGAUGGCGAUACGACUGAGGGAAUGAACAAGGCUGGGACUAGAAGGGUUAGAAGAGCUUCAAGUUCAGAUAGGUGUGAGGAAGCAGAGAGGGGGAACGAAAUGGAGCGAGAGAGACAGAGACAGGAAGGCUCUGCACCACAGACAACAUCCACUCAGUUUGACGUCACACAGGAAGUGAGCGUGUCGAAAGCCGACCCUGAGCUUCCUGUUCCUCUCUCGUUCUUGCAAUCUGUCAAAGGAGAGGAAGAAACCAGGGGGAUCUCCAUCGCAGCCUCCGAAGUAACCUCGUUCAGCUCUCACACGAUCGAGAGAGAGGAAGAUCCAACAAAACAUGUAGUAGAUGAGUUACGGUGUGACAGGGGUCAGCAGAGAAAACAGGACACCAGAGGCAGAGGAGGAGAAGAAGGCGAGGAUAAACUCUCGGAGGAAGAGGACAGGCUGCUUUAUCUGCCUCCUUCACACUCUCCCUCGCCCUCAGACUCUCUCUCCCCUGCUCUUGCUGAGAUGAGCCGGAUCUAUAACUUGAAAACAGUGGGGUCCAGGACGACGAUGUGCAUGAGUGAGAGGACCGUGGAUAGGCCUAUACCAUCACACACACCCAAGGUACAGUCACACAUAUCAGCAGAACAACAGGAGCCAAGCAGUCCAGAGAGAUCAGUUGGGAGGCUGACACAGAAGCAGCUGUGGGGUGGUGGUGGGGCAUCUGGGAAUAAGGCCUCUUCAAGUGAUGAGAAGUCCAGACUUCAAACUGUACAGCAUCAGGUGGAACAGCUUCAGUUGCGAGAUCAACAGGAAGUACAGAGACUAUCACACGACAACAACGCAGCACAGUCGUCUUUUAGUAAAAAAACGAUUUUGAAAGAUAAAGAGUCUAAAGCUCAGCAAAGCCCCAGGAUAUCACACAACCAGCCUAAUAAGGAACCUCAGCAGAUGCAUCCGAGGCAGAAGGAUCAGCAAACACCCCUAAGUCCCAGAAAAACUCAGUCUAAUCCGCAACUGCACUCUGAAAGGCCUCCUCAACCCAAUCAGCCCCGAUCCAUUACCAUCAACUCCAGAUCUCUCCUGACCCCCUCUCCUGAGAACUCAUUACACCCAGACCAGGGAGUCCCACCCACCCCAUCACCCUCCCCAUCCCAGUCCCCCUCUGUCUCUCCCUCCUCAUCCCCUUCUCUGACCCAUCGCACCAUCAGAAGCUCCUCUGGAGGCCAGCAGGUCAAGAGGGGCACCACCAUCACCAUCACCCCCAGGAAGCCUGUUGGAGGGGCAGCCGUGGAAUCGGUUUCAGUAUCCUCAGGACCCCCGGCCAAGAUGUCUGCCCAGGCCCAGAUGCCUGUCCUUACCGAGGUAGUAGAGAGAGGCAAGAAGAGGUACCCCACUACAGAGGAGAUCGAAGUGAUCGGCGGGUAUCAGAACCUAGACAAGUCCUGCCUGGUCAAGACUCCCAAAGGGACUCCCAAAGGGGUGAAGGUGUGUUUCGACGAGACCCAGCUGGAGCAGGUGUGUGAAUACCCAUCAGAGACCUCCAUGCUGGCCUUUACCCCCUACCCCAUACCUGGUCAGGAGAAAGGGAAGGAGGACGAGGUGCAGGAGGAAGAGGAGGAGGAGCGAGGAGUGUUUGGGUCUGGGAGCAGCAGGAACGUGGGAGCAGCGGCUGGCCUGAGGGAGCUGAGAGUAGAUGAGUCUUGCCAUCGGUAGACGUCAGCUCGCCAAAUUGCACAAGUGAUGUGUUUAAUAUUUGAUUUUAUAUAGCAAUAUGAUUUUUGUUUUCCUGUAUUUUGUUUCUUUAAAAUUAUAGAAUUAAUGUUGGUAAUCUUUUUUGAUGUUCAAUGUUUUAUUUUAAAUAGGGUCAAGGACUUUUGGUUUAGAAUAAAAAAUUAUGGUUUUAUGGAGUUUAUGAGUUGAAUGGUGGCGCUUGUAGCGGAGCAUGACUGGCAUUUUUUAUGUAUUUUUACUUCUCUAUUUCAAGGUAAAAGUGAACAAUAAACUUUACAACAGCACUGUAACGAUUCAGGCUGCAUUCCCUCUAGUGCACUACUUUUGACCAGAGUGCUAUGGGCCCUGGUCAAAAGUAGUGCACUCUAAAGGGAUUAGGAUGUCAUUUUGGACACAUCCUCAGAUAUGCUUAUAUUAUCUGGUCUCUGUGCCUGCUGGAUUUUCUCAUACAGAUUAUAUAAAUAUCAGGUCAUCUACAACUGCAAGAUGUAUUUUGAAUCUUGUAAACACCCCUCAAGUGCCUUCAGAAAGUAUUCAUACACCUUGACUUAUUCCACAUUUUGUUGUGCUAAAGCCUGAAUUCAAA
Coregonus clupeaformis (lake whitefish) is the source of this 3512-nucleotide messenger RNA. RefSeq lists its product as uncharacterized. The coding region runs from base 197 to 2908 and encodes 903 amino acids. The record is from RefSeq and is a predicted model, not a curated record. NCBI's taxonomy places the organism in Eukaryota, Metazoa, Chordata, Actinopteri, Salmoniformes, Salmonidae. Gene Ontology annotation, molecular function: phosphatase binding. The transcript has 3 exons.